AUGGUGGGAAUACUUUUUAUAAUGACCAUUGAUCCUCGUGUUUCAUCAACACCAUUCGCCUCUAUCGAUGAGAUUAGUUAUUUCGAAACAGAAGAAGAAACUCUCUUCUCCAUGCACACCAUAUUUCGAGUGGGUGCAAUUAAACAAAUGGACAAUAAUGAUCAACUUUAUCAAGUUGAACUUCAACUGACUGCUGAUGAAGAUGAACAACUUCGACAAUUGACUAAAUAUAGAAGUGAAGAGCUAAUGGGUACCACAGGAUGGCAACGAUUGGGUAAUUUACUACUCAUGAUAGGCCAUUUUGAUAAGGCGGAGGAACUGUACAACGUACUACUGGAACAAACAUCGAACAAGUAUGAGCACACAAUUUAUUAUAACAAUCUUGGAGUUGUCAAAGAUCACCAAGGUGAUUAUGAAAAGGCUAUCGAGUAUUAUAGAGAAUCACUUGAAAUCGCCGAAAAAACUCUUCCUGCAGAUCAUCCUCACUUCGCUACUAUCUACAGCAACAGCGGUUUGGUUUAUAGGAAUAUGGGAGAAUACUUGAAAGCACUUUCAUUCUUCGAAAAAGCACUCGGUAUUGAAGAAAAAACUCUUCCUGCAAAUCAUCUUGACUUGGCUAUUUCAUAUAACAACAUUGGUAGUGUGUAUGAUGACAUGGAAGAGUACUCGAAAUCACUCUCAUUUCAUGGAAGGGCACUUGAAACUCGAGAAAAAACUCUUCCUGCAAAUCAUCCUUCAUUGGCUACUUCCUACAGCAACAUUGGUGGCUUGUAUGCUAACAUGGGAGAGUACUCGAAAUCACUUUUGUUUCACGAAAAAGCACUCGGUAUUCAAGAAAAAAUUCUUCCUGAAAAUCAUCCCUCAUUGGCUACUUCAUACAACAACAUUGGUCGUGUGUAUGAUAACAUGGAAGAGUACUCGAAAGCACUUUUGUUUCACGAAAAAGCACUCGAUAUUCAA
Molecule: messenger RNA, 960 nt
Organism: Adineta steineri
Lineage: Eukaryota; Metazoa; Rotifera; Eurotatoria; Adinetida; Adinetidae
Source: the annotation of a GenBank genome assembly